GCCAAGAUCCGAAUGCCGCGACUGCGGCCACUCUGGCCGCCUUCUAUGCUGCCGCGGCGUGCACGUCACAUCCGGGAGCGCAUCCGGGUCUGGCGAGUCCGAUCACAGCCACUGCUCCCGCCUUUCCGCUCGGCCUCAAUCUGGGCCUCAGCCUGGGCCUUGGUCUCGGCCUCGGGCACGGCACUGGUCCAGGCGGUGGCGCGACUCCCGCCUGUCUCUCGGGCCCCGCCAGCGCACUCGCCAUUGGCUCCGGCUCGCCCGGCGCCUCGGUCUCACCCGGCGCCGGUCUCAACGGAGUGCUCUCGGGCCCCGGUCCGCUCUCCGCCGGCCUGCCCGCCUCCACCACCGCCUGCUCCUCUUCUCGCCUCGCCGGUCUGCAGGCCGUCGUCUCCACGUGCGGCGGACUCAUGCUCGGCGGCGCACCGACGCCGCCCGGCCUCGUCUCCAACUGCGCCGGCAGUCUCGCGGGCCCGCUGCUCGCCUGCGGCCAGCUGGCCGGGCCAGCCGGUCUCCAUGGCGCCGUCGUGCCGCCCAGCUCUCCUAUCGCCAGCGCCGGCGGCCACAUGUCCGCCUGUCCCGGCAGCCCCGGCUCCUCCGUCGCCACCAGCAACGGCGCGAGUCUGGCUCCUGCGGGCGCCCUGCUCGCAGCCAAUGGAGGCGGCGCGACCACGCCGGUCGGACAAUUGGCGCCGCCCACGGCCUACUCGCAUCCGCAUCCACAACUGGCCGCCGCCACUCACCUGUCGCCAUAUUUGGCCGCAGUCUCGGCAGUCGCGGCCGCCGCAGCUGUUGCACAUAAUCCCACGGGACUUGCGGCCGCCGGUACUAUUCAACUCCUUCUUUUGCCUUGUACAAUAUUACAUGAUUUAUCUAUCAAAACAACCCGCUUCGCGUUCCAAUAACUAA
Protopolystoma xenopodis is the source of this 906-nucleotide messenger RNA. The record is from the annotation of a GenBank genome assembly. NCBI's taxonomy places the organism in Eukaryota, Metazoa, Platyhelminthes, Monogenea, Polystomatidea, Polystomatidae.